AUGGCUCCUCAUACGACGAUAUUCCAAUCUCUGACUCAUCCAAACCCGACAGUAAAUCAGCGUGGUCGUGGUACAGAAGGGAAGAACAGUAGCCUCUCUAAUACGACCAACCAGGAUUACGCGAAUCCUGUGAAAGUGGUAGAGUGGGCAGAAAUGAAAGACUUACGGGUAUUUCGGGAGGUAUUUGGAGGUAAACUCUUCGAAGAAGCCCAUCGGGAAGGCAGAGAGCUUAAGCUUUCACAUAUUCGGCCUUCUGAUCGUAGUGUUGUCAACGAAAAGCGGGCAAGCAACUUAUUCAACAAGUGGAACAAAGAGGUUGUCAUGUAUGCUCUCGAUCCCAUUCUGGAAACGUAUCGUCCCCUCAUCUGGGACCAAGGGGAGAAUUUGGCCGGUAUCACCUUGAGCCCUCCUGGACCGCAUCCGCGAAAGACAUCACUAAACCGGUUGGAACCAGAUUCAGGCUCUAUCGCAAGCUACCCAGAUUCUCCGGGUGAAGAAGGACAAGAGAAAUUUCUCAAGGAAUACAAAGUAGCCGCCAAGUGGAAGAGCAAGUGGAUCAAGGAAAGACGAGUGAUCAAUGAGUCUGGGACAUGGCGAGGCGUAAAGAAUACCACAUCGUGGCCGAUCAUGCAGGUUCUGAAGAUCCCAAGCUCCUGCGAGAAAGUCUAG
Clonostachys rhizophaga is the source of this 669-nucleotide messenger RNA. The record is from the annotation of a GenBank genome assembly. Lineage: Eukaryota; Fungi; Ascomycota; Sordariomycetes; Hypocreales; Bionectriaceae.